Sceloporus undulatus (fence lizard) is the source of this 2619-nucleotide messenger RNA. Its product is annotated as solute carrier family 35 member E2A-like. Gene Ontology annotation, cellular component: Golgi apparatus. Bases 313 to 1563 code for a protein of 416 amino acids. The transcript has 9 exons. The record is from RefSeq and is a predicted model, not a curated record. Lineage: Eukaryota; Metazoa; Chordata; Lepidosauria; Squamata; Phrynosomatidae. Gene Ontology annotation, molecular function: antiporter activity.
CAGGUGGGUCUCUGGGGCUGGAGCGAGCCAUUGCACGCCAAGCGCGGGGGGCAUGCUUGGCCAGACUGGAGCUGCACAGAGGCCCUCCUUUGCUGGAGGGAAAGCUCCCAAGAGAGAUGGCCAAGGAGCCUUUGCGGGGAAUGGGACCAUAGUCAAAGGAAACCAUCUCAAGUUAAACGCAAGCAAGAUGAGCUUUGUUUGGGAAAGUUCCUCAGCCUCCCCAGAACCGAAGGAUCCAACUGACUUCAGCUAAAGACCGCAGUUGAUCAAUGCUCACGAAGUCAAAGGCAGACAUCAUCCCGGUUCCUCAAGAUGGCCAACCUCACAAGUGGCCAGAGUUUGGAAAGUUCAGUCACGGUUGCCACUGCCACCUCUCCUCUCCUCCCAGAGGAAAAGCCCAAGAGCAAAGGUCUCCAGCUAGGUUCCCUCUUCCACAGCCGGAGCGAAAAGUUUGUCAUUGCCCGGAGCGACAGCGUGCCAGAAGAGAACGUUUUGAAGAUCACCAUCACUGAGACCACUGUCAUUGAGUCAGAUCUGGGCAUCUGGAACUCGCAUGCGCUCACAUACCUCACCUUGUGGUUCUUCUUCAGCUUUUGCACACUGUUCCUUAACAAGUACAUUCUUUCGCUUCUGGAAGGGGAGCCAAGCAUGCUGGGUGCUGUCCAGAUGCUCUCCACCACUUUCAUCGGCUGUGUCAAAAUGUUUGUCCCCUGCUGCCUGUACCAACACAAGACUCGUUUCUCGUACCCUCCCAAUUUCAUCAUGAUCAUGUUGUUUGUUGGACUGAUGAGGUUUGCAACAGUGGUCUUGGGCCUAGUUAGUCUGAAGAACGUUGCGGUCUCCUUUGCUGAGACAGUUAAAAGCUCUGCACCCAUUUUCACAGUUAUUAUGUCCCGUAUGAUUUUGGGGGAAUACACUGGACUGUUAGUGAACCUCUCUCUUGUUCCGGUUAUGGGAGGCCUUGCUCUGUGCACUGCGACUGAGCUGAGCUUCAAUGUCCUUGGCUUCUCAGCAGCUUUGUCUACUAACAUCAUGGACUGCUUGCAGAACGUGUUCUCUAAGAAACUGCUUAGUGGAGACAAGUACCGCUUCUCUGCUCCAGAGCUGCAGUUCUAUACCAGCGCAGCUGCUGUGAUCAUGCUGAUUCCGGCUUGGAUCUUCUUCAUGGAUAUGCCAGUCAUUGGGAAGAGCGGAAGGAGUUUCCAGUAUAACCAGGACAUUGUUGUGCUGCUCCUGAUUGACGGAGUCCUUUUUCACCUUCAAAGCGUUACAGCCUAUGCCUUGAUGGGCAAGAUUUCUCCUGUAACUUUCAGUGUCGCCAGCACAGUCAAGCAUGCCCUUUCCAUCUGGCUCAGUAUCAUUGUGUUUGGUAACAAGAUCACCAGCCUUUCAGCCAUCGGGACAGUUCUAGUGAUGGUUGGAGUUCUGCUCUAUAACAAAGCCAAGCAACAUCAGCAGGCCACCCUCCAGAGCCUGGCAGUGCCAUCAUCGCCCCAUUCGUCCCAGGCUACAAGUGAAGACACGGAGCCACUCAUUCCAGCACAUUUAAAGCCCUACGAGUGAGUUGGCCCUCUGCCCUUUUCAUCGUGGCUUUUCCUCAGCGAACGUUGUUUUUUCCCCGGGAGUCCUUCGCCUGGCAGUCAGCAGUGCCAGGGCUGUGCUGCGGGAUACGUUUUGCAGUCAAGAAAAAUGGGAGACCAUCCUGCAAAGAGGAUGUAAAGAAGAGCAGGGUUGAUGAAAAAGCUGGAAAUCACACUCAACACUUGAGUUUUGUUGGAAAGGAGAAAUGCAAAUCUGGGAGGAAUUCAUGUGAGGUCUGGCCAUUAACAAAACAAUGUGAAAUGUGGCAUCUUUCCCUUUCAUUUCCUUACACACACAAGGCCAAAAAUACUUGCCUUCUGCAGGGAACGGUCAAGAUUUUUUCCACUCUGUAUGUGAGCAGAAGUAACAGCAUUUUGAAAGACACCGGUCAGGUUUUUUUAUUUGCAUGUUAGUUGAUGUCAGUUGCCACUAUGGGACCCAAGUUUGAGGACCAUUAAAAAGUCAGACCAGCAAAGGGGAUAAAACUGGGGCUGCAAGGAUUCUUAACCACUAACAUGUCUCAUCUGCUGCAUAAACUGAAACGCAAAUGUGUGUGUGUGUGUCUUCAAGCUGCCUGUUGACUUAGGCAACUCCAUGAAUUCCUUAGGUUUUCUUAAGCAAGGAAUACUCAGAGGCAGUUUUGCCAGUUCCUUCCUCUGAAAUAUAGCUCCUAGUGCUUGUUGGUGGUCUCCCAUUCAAGUACUAACCAGGGCUGAUCCUGCUUAGCUUCCAAGAUCAGAUGGAUCUGGUGCCUUUAGUGUACUUAGGCCCUUAUGCAAAUGCGCACUGUUAACCAUCUCUAGGAAUGGAUGCCACUGUCUUACUAUAGGUAAAGCCCUCUCAAGAUAUUCAGGUAUGGCUGAGAUUAUAUAAGCAGUUUGCACAGACCAAAUUUACAUUUGGAAUGGUAAGUGUAAUACAAUGCAGUGCAUUUCAGAGUUGAAAUCUGUGAAGGGUUCUUAGGGCCAGGUUUGGAAAACAUUUUGCAAGCAGGAAUUACCCUUUUUUCCAUGUCUUACUCUUGCAGGCCAAAGCAAU